CGGCACACACUCACACACACCGAACCAGAGUAGGGAUGGAUGGAGAUGCUCCUGAUCAAAACAUAGUUACGUUACGUCGCUCUCAUCCGUAGAGCGUGCCGCUCUCGUUUCUAGUUUGCCAUGGUGGCGCGUAGUGAGAGCAUGUUUGGGUGUUACGACAGUUACUCCUAUAGACUGUGGAGUUUAGCCAAUGUCUGGAACACCUGUCAACCCUCUCCUCUUACAAAUGGCACAAUCAAAGAAGAAGAUCUCACCCCUACUACGCCAGAAUACUUCAUUAAAUGUCCACAAUGCCAGAAAGGAUGCCAGACCUUCCAAGCGCUCAAAGAGCACAUGGAAUGUGCCCAUAUGGACCUUUCCAUUGUAUCUGAAGCCAGCGGUAUGACCGUUCCCAACGCAGUAUCUCCAACUCCGUCGAUGGCAGGUGCCGGAGGUCCUUUUGGGUGUUCUCAAUGUACGACAACCUUUAGCUCGAAGGACCAAUUAGAAAAGCACGAAUUGCUACACUCACCAAAUGCACAAGUAUCUUGCAAAGUAUGCAACAAAACCUUUGCCAAUGUUUACCGUCUCCAAAGACACAUGAUUAGCCAUGACGAAAGCGCAGUUCUUAGAAAAUUUAAAUGCACGGAAUGUGACAAGGCGUUCAAAUUUAAGCAUCACCUUAAAGAACACAUUAGAAUCCACAGUGGAGAGAAACCCUUCGAAUGCGCUAACUGCGGCAAGCGUUUUUCCCACUCCGGAUCCUAUUCUAGUCACAUGACAUCGAAGAAAUGUCUAGUAAUAAAUGUUAAGUUAGGACGAACUAGAGCUCCGCCAAAUAGUUCCUUAUUAGAUAAGAAUACUCAAAAUUUGAGAGGACCUAAGAGGCCCAACAUUAGUCCCAUUAACAAUAACAUCACAACCAGUCCCAAUCACAACUCUUAUUUACCUAUCCUUCCCAAAUACCCAGAAGCAGCUGCUGCUUUUCUACAGUCCUCUCUUGCUGGAAAUCCCAGCAUUCCUCCCUUCUACUUGGCGCCUCCUAGUCUUCUAAAUACCCAUCCUAUUAGCCAUUACUCAAUGCCUUCAUUGAGCCAUCUUUUGGAACAGCUUCAGCAGCAACACCAGCAACAACAACAGAGCCAGAGUCCAAUGAGGCCAUCUUAUAUUGAAAACUGUGAUAGUCCUAGACAAACAGAAACGAAUCCUAACUUCGAGAAUUCCAGUAACCAUUCUGAAAACAACGAUCAUCGUCCGCCUUCAAAUGCUUCCGAGAGUGGUGAUUUAGUGAUGGAUGAAGACGCAGAAAUAGACAACGAAACCAAAACCCAAAAUGAAAACCAAACUAACACUGGUGACUUAGAAGCUGUAAAAAGAAUAUUAGAAACUGUUAAUGCCACUGUUACCAAAGAACUUUUACAAGCUAAUAUGCAGAAAAUAACGUCAGAUAGUUCUAGUGAAUGUCAUAGUUUGGCUUCGGUUCACUCUCCGAAACCAACUCCAAAAUGUAGUACUUGCAAAAAAUUAUUCGAUACUCAGCAACAACUGGAACAACAUGAAUGUGAAGAUAUUAAAAGUGAGGGACUGGCCGCAAAGUUAGAAGGUGCAUUUACAACAAAAUCCGAAGAUGCUCAAAAUGGUAGCAUUAGUGGAGAAGACCAAGAGUAUGAAAGAAAUUACAACACAAACGACGAAUUAGAUUCCGAAUCAUUUGCAACAACAGAUCACGUCUCAGAAGAUGGAAGAAAAGUUCGAGUUCGAUCUCUCAUUUCCGAUGAACAGCUCAAAGUCCUAAAAGACAACUACAAAAUGAAUCCUCGGCCAAAACGAGAAGACUUAGAAAAAAUUGCAUCAAGUAUAGGUUUUCCUGUUAGAGUAGUGCAAGUAUGGUUCCAAAAUACACGAGCUAGAGAUAGGAGAGAGGGAAAAUUGAUUCAAGUUCCGUACAGUCCCUUACAAUCCUCACCUUGUUUUAGUUUGCCACCAAAACCCCCUGUAAGUGUGUCUCCAAAUCAGUACACGUGUGAACAACCUUUAGAUCUGUCGAUCAAAAGAGAUGUUACAUCACCGGAAUCUUCACCAUCUUGUUCACCUUGUAGGCCGUCUUCAGAUACCAAUUACGAAGUAGUUAAUCUUAGCAGGAAAACCUCAAGAAGCCCUACACCGUACUUGCCCUUUCAAAACCAUUACCACAACUCGAAUUCUUCAGAUCCUCGACAAUCUCCAUCACCUUUAGAAUUAAACAGCAGUCGGUUAGCGCAGAUUUUGGCCCAGCCUUCCCAUAAGCUCUCGUUACCAGGUAUGGGAUUAGUUCCUAUGGACCAGCUAAUGCAAUUCGGAGGUACUGAUCUUCCUAGUCUUUCGCAGUUAAUAAGCAGUAGGUUAUCCAAUAUGAGUCCAAGUGAAAAAAGGGCCUGGGUAGAAGGCCGGGACCUUGCUAAUGAUAUGACUGAGGAUGAGUUAUCCCACGCUACAAAACGAAGCAAAAUAUCUCAAUUUGUAUUUAAGAGCCUUGGAAGUCCAGUUUUGGGAAACCAAGAAGUAGAAGCAGAGGGGCAGUUCACUUGUGAUCAGUGUGACAAGGCGUUUUCCAAACAGAGCUCACUGGCCAGGCACAAAUAUGAACAUUCAGGUCAACGUCCCCAUAAAUGCGACGAAUGUCCUAAAGCCUUCAAACACAAACAUCACCUUACGGAACACAAAAGACUCCACAGCGGGGAGAAGCCUUUCCAAUGCAGCAAAUGUCUCAAGAGAUUCUCGCAUUCGGGAUCCUACAGCCAGCACAUGAAUCAUCGGUAUUCCUACUGUAAACCUUAUAGAGAGUAAUUUAUUGUAAAUAACAAAUUUGAAAUUAGCUUUGGACGCUAAUUUUUUGAUAUUCUUUACUGUUGAGAAAUCAAACUGGAUAUUUUUAAAGAGACGUUUGGGUCUCUAGAGGAAUGUGACCAAAUGUGAAUUCUAUGAAUUGUGAUAAUGGCUGCAAGUUGUUGACUAAUGAGCUCGAAUGAUUUUUAUUAAGUUACAGGACACAGUUAAUGUCUGACGUCACUCGAAAAUGUUAUCACUCCUAAAUACUGCAAGACAUAUAUUUAAUUUGUUGUUCAUAAAAUGGCGUACUUUUGUACAAAGGUAACAAUAUUGAAUUAUUUAUCAAAAAAUGUUUUCUAGGACAAUUUUUUGGUGGCAAUUAAGAAUAUACUAGUUUGAGGUUAUGUUGAUUAAGAUUAUAGUAACCAUCAUUGGCUCAACAACCCCUGGUGGGUCGUGGCUCUUCUAGAAUCAGCCUCCAUUCCUCCUUAUCUGUAGCUUUCGUUUUCUCAAUUUCCUACUCUUAAUGCUUGUCAUCCACCUGGUCUUUAAAUCGUGCUUUGAGCCUGCCUCUUUUCCUCGCUCCAACUAAGAAUAUAGUAACAUUGUCAUCAAAUUUUACAUAGAUAUUCCUCUUCUACAAGUCCAUCUGUGUUAUGUAGAUUUUCCAACUUUAGAAUCAACUACUUCUAAAGAGGUGUGUUGAGCUGAAUCCAAGUAUGUAUUUCGUUUUCCAAGAUUUUUGGAUUCCUUAAAAGAGAUAAUAAGCUUCAAAGCAAAAUAUUUGACAAUGGAAAGUGAUAGUGUGACGUCAAAACGUCAAAUAGGUUUCCAAACAAAUCAAAUGUUUGACGUCUGUUAAUGGAUUAUACACGUGAUUUGUAUAAUCAUUUUUAAUUUUAUUUUGUUUUAACAAUCAUCUGCACAUUUUUUCUAAAGACACAAUCCUUGUUAGUCAUAUCAAUCAUAUUGCUUUUAAUUUUAUAAAUGCCCCUACACAAUAUCAAGGAUUUACACACUAAAUAGUACUUACUGCUUUUCUUCAGGUUCUUAACCAGUCCUAUUUGGAAAUAUGGUGGGAAAUAUACUAUGAGCAUUGAUUACAAUCACGGGUACCCAACACAUUACGAUUUUGUAAAAAUUAAACAUCCUACAAGCAAUAUAUUCCAAUUAUUAUAAAAACCAAAACAAACACCACGUGUGAAUUUUUGCUUUGUUUGGAAACUUUUCAGAGUAGCUAAUAUUGAUUUGACGUCACGACUAUCACGGUCCAUUUAAUCAUGCAGAAACAUAUUUUUGUACUGAUACUAUAAACUGGCAAUACCCUGGCAACAUGAUGAGAGUAACAAAAUACCGGCUUCUGCAGAAUAUCAUGCAGGGAAAAAUUUUAGGGCGCCCAACGUGGGGAAUAGUAGAAAACGCCUUGUAGACUAUAUGUUGUUAUUAAGUAACGAUGAUUGAUAUUAUUCUAAAAAGAUAUAUAAACCUAAUUGAACCUAAUCGAAGUUGAAUUACAACUUUGCGAAAUGCCUACAAUUACAAAUUAAUAAUUAUAAUAUGGUACGCCAGAGUUACACAACAUAUGUAGCCAUAUUCACUUGUAGUAGGAUUGUGGUGCCAAAUACUAUUAAGCUUUUACUUUCCUAAUGAUUACUUAAAUGAUUAACUUAUUUUAGACAAUGGAUAAUACUCAGUCAGUUGACUUUCUCUAUUACAAAUUUAUCUUUAAAAUAAACUUACAAUCCAAGGAGUAUAAAAUUUUCUUCUGACUUCAUUCAAGAUUUAACUACAGAUGCAAUCAAUAUACGUUUCGAAACUCAAAACGACUGAUUUCUAUCCAUUGGUUCUUCUGUAAUCUUUAACUUUUUCUGUGACUUGUAAAUAACUUGUCUGGUACCUGUACAACAAUACUCAUAGUAUACAGUGGAACAGUGCCAGUAAAAAUCCAGGUCUUCCACCACUUUAAAUGAGUCAGUGGUGUAGCAGGCAAUGGGGCACCAAGGCAAUUGUUAUAUGAAAAAAUUUAGUCAUUACGUGCAAUUGAAUAUGAGUUACCAUAUUUAGUAGAGUAUAAUAUUGAAAAAGUUUGUGAUUGGAAAUGUUCAGAUAUUAUUUUUUUAAUAUUUGCCAUAAAAUGUAGAUAUUGUAAGAUAUUAUAUUAUUGCUUUAUUGAAAGUGCCAUAUACUUCGAAAGUAAAAUUGUAUAGCCUACAUGUAGAUAUAUUUUGGUUUCAACACAUCGACUCGUAGACAUAAGUUGGUAACUUGCCUUUAGUUAACGGAUAUGGAAUAAUAUUAAUUACAAAACUUAUGCCUCCACCAGCGGCAAUAUAGAAACCUCUAGAACCGCCAUAUUUAAUGUUAUGUUGGUUUAAGUAACUUAAAGCAACAUUAUCAGAACAGGCCAGUAGUUGUCACUCAGGGAGUGCCGACAGAAGUAAAAAACUUCUACUAUUACUGAUUGAAAGUAUGCUCAAUAAAGUGUGAUUGAAAGUGUACAUCAGGCUCUUGCUUCGCAAGCACCUUCGGGUACACACUCUAUCUCUCCUCCAAUCAUUAUAAGUUCGGUCCAAUUUAUACGCAAUUCAACCUAUAUUAUAUAAAUUACUAAUAUCUCGCCGUAGCGAUGACGGUUGCGAGUUCAAUGCUUUUUCCUCAUCCAAAAAACAUGCUAUACCUAGAUUAUACACGUGUUGCGUGCAUCCUAUAUUAUUUAUAUAUAUGUACAUACACAUAAUAAUACGUACUAUUAUUAUAUAUACGUACAGAAUUUAUUUCGGCAAAGCGAUAACGGUCGCAACUUCAUUGCUUUUUCCCCAUCCCAAAAGUGCACAACGUCGCUAAAGAAAUUUUCAUUUCAAAAGAUGUAAUUAAUCAUAAUGAUUGAAUCUUUUAAUUGAUUAUAAGGAUGUCUUAUAUUUGGAGAAAGAUUUCCCAAAUGGAAAUAGAAACCUCAAAUAUACUUAUGUAUUUUAAAGGAAAAUUGUGGUUUAUUCCCAAAAAAAAAUAGUAAAUUGAUAUUAAAACUGAAUGGAAGACUUUAAAUUUUGAUCAUUAGGUAGAUGGUUUUGUAAUUAAUAUUAUUUUAUGAAUCCUUAGAUUAUAAAUUAUAUAUAUGUAAACAGUACAAUAAGAGGCAAAGAAGCCUUUGCAUCGAGGUGUUACAUGACAAUACGUAGAGAGUUCAUAGUUUUCAACAAUACAAUGAAUACAAUGGUGCAAGUCGUUACUUUUAUAAGCAUUUAUUUAAAGAAAGAUAUUUACGGCAUCGAUAAUAUUUGUAGUCUCUAAAUUACUGAGUACGUACUAAGAUCGUUGCAAUUGUACUAAAAUUAAAAAAUUAUAUAUCUACAAAUAGAUAAUUUCUAAUAUACUAAAAUACUCUAUAAAAUUUCUAACUUUACAAUUUAGAAAUUUGAUAAAUUUUAUAUUCACAACUUUAAACAAUUUUCAAAUUUUAAAUGAACAAAAUUACAUUGGGACCCACGUUGGGCGCCCAUUUAACAAAUAUGUAACGAUAAUUAUUACACUUCUUCUUCUUCUUGACUGGCUUUACAACUCGGGGUGAGUCCUCGCCGCAUCCACUAUGACCCUCCAUCGUCUGCGAUCUUGCGCUUCGAUUUGCCAUGGUUGUACCCUAAUCCUAGAUAGAUCGGUUUCAACAUCAUCCUUCCAUCUUUUUCUGGGACGGCCCACUGAUCUUCUACCGUCUGGUCUCUCGAAGAACACUGUCUUUAGCACUCUGUCUUCCUCUGAUCUUACUACAUGACCUGCCCAUCUUAUCCGAUUAGCUUUUAUAUGUCUGACGAUGUUUUCAGUACCAUAUAGAGUCACCAAUUCAGCAUUGCGGCGCCUUCUCCACUCUCCUGUCAAUUCAUCUCUUUGAGGACCAAAUAUCAUUCUGAGGACUUUCCUUUCAAAUAUCAGCAAUUUAUUUAUUUCUCGCUGAUGUAGAGUCCAUCUUUCACUCCCAUAUGUAACAACUGGGCGAAUAAUUGACAUGUACAGUCUUAAUUUAGAUUGUCUUUUCAGCAGCUUAGAUCUUAAUAAUGAUGAUAGGGAGUAUAAUGCUCUAUUUCCCGCAGCUAUUCUUGCUGAGACCUCUUUUUCUAUGUGAUUGUCCUCUGUGAUUACUGCUCCCAGAUAUUUAAACUCUUUUACUACUUCAAAGUUGUGGUCAUUAAUAGUUACGUUCUGCCUAACUCUUGGUCUUGGAUUUUUGGUCACCAGCAUAUAUUUCGUCUUCUCUUCAUUUAUUCGAAGGCCCAGGUUACCUGUUUCCUCCUAGAGCUGUGAAAACACCUCUCUUACGUCUCUUGUAGAAUGAGCGACUGCAUCUAGAUCAUCGGCAAAGGCCAACAAUAGUUUUGAUCCUCGAUUUGCGAAUCCCCCUGUUAGUUCAGACGAUAUUUUACUUAUUGCGUAUUCUAAAGCCAAAUUGAAUAGCAAUGGUGAUAAAGGGUCUCCUUGUCUAAGCCCUGAUGUUAUACUAAAUGGCAUCGAUGUUCUGUUUCCUAUCUUUACCUGUGCAUAUGAGUCUGCCACGCACAUUUGAGUGAGCUGCACGAAUUUUCUUGGUAUUCCCAUUUCUAGCAUUGCUAGCCAUAGUCUGCUUCUUUUUAUCGUGUCAUAUGCUUGCUGGAAAUCUACGAAGAUUUGGUGUACAUCUCGGUUGAAUUCCCAUUUUUUUUCUAAUAGUUGUCGGAUGGUAAAUAUUUGAUCUAUUGUUGACCUUCCACUUCGAAAGCCGCAUUGGUAGUCGCCUAGAAUAUCUUCCGAAUACGGAGUGAGUCUCUUUAGUAAGAUAAUUGAUAGUAGUUUCGGAAUUGCUCUUUAUUUCCCUUCUUAUGUAUGGGUAUUAUAACGCUUCCAUUCCAUUCUCUAGGCAUUUUUUGCUGUUGCCAUACUCUGAGAAUAAUGUCAUACAAUUUUUGAUGUAAAACGUUUCCUCCUUUUUUUAUCAAUUCUCCAUUUAUGCCAUCAUUUCCUGGUGCUUUGUGAUCUUUAAGAGAUGCUAUUGCAUUCUUUACUUCUUGGAGUGUUGGUGGUGGUAUUUCCACAUCUGCAGAAUGAAAUGUAGUCUUAAUUAUUACACGUUACUGAUAAGUGAACAUUUUAGUUGACAAAUUUGUUUUUAUGUGUAUAGAUUGGCUAUGUUUAAAAUUUUCAUAUUUUGAAACCACGUACUAAACUGUCGAUUACAGAUACUCAAGUUACGCGUUUUUAAGAGACUUCAAGUGUACCAUCGAAGCCAGAAAAAUAUUUCUAGUUAACGGUGUAUUUGUUACCAAUCAGAUGUUUAGAAGUAUGUUUAAAUAUAAGUAGAAGGCUCUUUUGAAAAUUUUAUUAUGUAUGAACAAUUCUAUUUACAUUAAUUUUAUAUUAUUGUCCAUAUUUAUUUUUUUGUACAUAGUUUAUAAUUUUUAUACGUGCAAUGUGAUACGAGGAAGUUCAAAGAAGGUAUAAGUUAUUAAUAUAGAUAAAAACGUACUCAUAUAUUUGUUGUUGUUCCCUUUUUUAUUAUUUUGUUAUUUUUUAGUAAAAAUAUUAUUUCUAUAUCUAUACAGAGUUCAUUGAUUAAUUUAAGUCAGCUAUUUUAAUAUUAAUUUUAAUUUCAUCUUCACUAUUACCGAUAAUGUUGGUGGACACAUUGUAGGGAGAGACUUUUUUAAACAAUUUUUAAACAAAUUAUAAAAUAUUGCCAAUUUUUGUUUUUUUUUUAAUUUGAUGUCCAACCUAUUGAAAAAUGGCCUCGAAAAACGUUAUUAUUUAAAAAAAAGUAGUUCAAAAGCGAAAAUACCAUUUUUUUUUAAAUUUUCGUUUAGAUAAAUAUGUUGCCACCGAAAAUUUUGCAAAAGGAUUAAACCAGCGGCGGCUCGUGGGUCAAUCUUCAGGGGGGUCAUUUUGGUUUGAAAACUUCAAACUGUUGAUUUUUUAAAGUAUUUAAAAGAUCUUUUAGCAUUUAUAUUUUAGAUAAAAAAUACAGACUUAGAUAAAACUCAAUACUAUUUACCCUAGUUUUCCGAAAAUUAAAUUUGUCUUUUUUUAGAGUAAAUCUUUUAAAAAAUAUAGGAAAAAUGGUAUGAACAGGUUAUUGACUGAUAUAUAGAUAGGAAUAUUUAUAGUAUAAUAAAUUGUAAAUUUAUUAAAACGAAACUUACUUUAAAUAUUUUUAUAUUUUAAGUCAAUUCUUCUAUCCUUUAGUUCUGCAAAAUAGUCUAUGACCUUCUCAUUGAACAAGCAGACGGUAACUAACUAAACGUGAGGCCGUCGACUCUACUACAGGUAUACGACGGAAAGGUCACUCCCACUCUCGCCCACGAAAUUGCUAUCUGCCGUCUCUUUUCUAUUUUACAUGCAUUUGUCCAUAAGCCAUAAGAACUGUAUGUAGACAAUUUAAAAUACGGCCCAGCCACGGGCUUGUGUAUAGCGCGAGGCGCGACGUUAUUAUAUCUAUUAUAUUUGUUUUGCCAAUGCAGACUGCUGAGAGUAUUUCAGAGUGAAGUUUUAGAUAAAAGAUAUUUUUAAUAAAAUUGGUAUUUUUAUGAGAUUAUUUUAGGGGGGUCAUUGACCAAUUGACCCUAAGGAGGAGCCGCGCUUGGAUUAAACAUCAUUGAUUGGUGAUGUAGUACCUGCUGCACAUCGGUAGGUAAAUAAUACUUUGUACGAUGUAAUAGUUACCUAAUUUGAAACAAUUUCUAAAAGAUCUGUCGUUAUAUCGUUGAUAAAUUUUGUCAAAAUUAUUCUAUUAAAAUUCUACAUAUUAGCGUACAUUUUCAUCCUUUCCGUCCGAAUUUUCAACAUCAUAUUUCGAUUAUUUCUUUCCUGCAGUUUAAAUGAAUUUACUAUAAUUUUUUAUUAUUUUGAUAAUUGUAUUAUAGACGGGCAGUUUGCCCCCAUGAGCAGAACCUAAACCGACUAUUUUUUUUUUGCUUUUCUACAGCACCAAACCUUUUUAAUCCAAUUCUAUAUAUUUUUCAAAUUUAUUUUAUUUUUCAAGGAGGGGCCCAAAUUGUUAUUAACGAAUGACUUACAAAAAAAAACAAUUUCCUGAAACGCUUCGACUAAAAAUUUUUAAGCGUACCUAUUUCAUCGAAAUAAGUACAUUUUUCUCUCUUAAAUGUAAAUAAAUAUUUGGGUCCAUGUUUUCAACGAGGUAGAAACCAUUUUAUCCUUGUCAAAAUAUUCUUACUUACACUUGAAGCGUCUUAAAGGUUGAAAGAUUAUAAAAGUUUUUGUCGAAUUACAAUUUAUUUUGUAUUUAAAAUAAAUCCCAAAAAUCACUAAUUAAGGCAUUUUGAAAGAUUAUCUAUAAUAAAACUUUUUGUAGAAUUACAAUUUAUUUUGUGUUUAAAAAAAAUCACAAACAUUAUUAGGUAAUUAACGCGUUUUUCAAAGUUAUUUAGUUAUUUAAGAAAAACUUAAAACAAUACCUCUGAACUUUGAAAAAUAUACAGAGAGAGUCUGUAAUUUAGAAUAAAUUCAAUAUCUCAAAUACUCAUCAUUUUUUUGAAAAAUGCUCAGACACGUCGAUUAGUAUUUCAAAUUGUCCUUUUUGACAUAUAAUAAUAAUGUAUACAGGGUGUCCUAAUUUAGAGAUAUGACGUCAUCGUUGAUUUUCUUAAAUGGCAACACUGUCAUUUUGAUAACUAUUUUGAUAGGGUGUGUAAAGUUAUACGCAAAUGCAAAAUAUCAAAUUUUUAUUCUCUACCAUUUACAAGAUAAUAGAAAAUAACAAAGUUAUAUCUGUAACUUGGAAUAAAUUCAAUAAUUAAAAUACUAAUUGUUUUUUAGAAAAAGGCUCAGACCCGACGAUUAGUAUUUCAAAUUGUCAUUUUUGACAUACAAUAAUAAUGUAUACAGGGUGUCCCAAUUAGAGAUAUGACGUCAUCGUUGAUUUUCUUAAAUGGCAACACUGUCAUUUUGAUAGCUAUUUUGAUAGAGUGUGUAAAGUUAUACACAACUGCAAAAUUUCAAAUUUUUAUUCCCUACCAUUUACAAGGUAAUAAAAAAUAACAAAGUUAUGAAAAACAAGUAAUCAAAUAAUUGAAUUUAAUUAUUUCAAUUAAGCAAAUACUCAUAAUCUUGCCCUCAAUUAUUGUCAAAUUGUCAAUGGUUAACGUUAUGAGCAUUUGCUUAAUAGAAAUAAUUAAAUUCAAUUAUUAUUUGAUUAUUUGUUUUUCAUAACUUUGUUAUUUUUUAUUAUCUUGUAAAUGGUAGGGAAUAAAAAUUUGAAAUUUUGCAGUUGUGUAUAAAUUUACACACCCUAUCAAAAUGACAGUGUUGCCAUUUAAGAAAAUCAACUAUGACGUCAUAUCUCUAAAUUGGGACACCCUGUAUACAUGAUUAUUGUAUGUCAAAAAUUACAAUUUGAAAUACUAAUCGACGUGUCUGAGCAUUUUUAAAAAAAAAAUUAGUAUUUUAAUUAUUGAACUUAUUCCAAAUUACAGACAUAACUUUGUUAUUUUCUAUUAUCUUGUAAAUGGUAAAAAAUAAAAAUUUGAUAUUUUGCAGUUGUGUAUAACUUUACACAUCCUAUCAAAAUAGCUAUCAAAAUGACAGUGUUGCCAUGUAACAAAAUCAACAAUGACGUCAUAUCUCUAAAUUUGGACACCGUGUAUACAUUAUUAUUGUAUGUCAAAAAGGACAAUUUGAAAUUACAAAAAAAGACAAUUAGUAUUUGAGAUAUUGAAUUUAUUCCAAAUUACAGACUUUAUACAAAUCUUUAUAAAGAAUCGUAAUGAAAAAAUUUUUUGAUGUAGAAAUAAAACAAAAAAUAGUUGGUAUACUCCGAUUCUAAGCGGCUUUAAGGGUAAAUCGCUAGCUUUUUACAGCAAACCAAUUUUACUAAAAAGAAUUACAUUAUAUAAUUUGUUAUAUUUUUGAAUAAUUUUAUUUGAACUUCUUUAAAAAUACAAAUAAUAGGUAUAUAAAUAUUGAAAAUUUUGCCAAAUUUUAGGAAUAUAGUAGGUAAAUGAUUUUCAAAAGAGACCAAAAGUAUUUGAGUCAUUCCAAAUUAUGUACCUUAAUGUAUGAUUUCCAGUGUGCAAGUUUCUAUAAUGUAAGAUUUUUGACAAUAAUGUAGCUAUUUGAUAUAAACUUAUUUAGUACCGCUGUUAAAUGAAAAAGUAGCAUUUAUCUAGAAAUCUCAAAGGUAUGUGAGAAUUGGAGAUAUAAGAAAAUUAUAUUAUAUAUACAAUUUAUAUUAUGCAUAAAAGUUUUAAUAAUUCUUAAGAUACUCUAUAAAUUUCUGUGUAUAGGUAUAUUCUGUAAAUAUUGAAUGUUUUUCUCUUCCUCGUCUGAAUGCUCUUUCCUUUUUCAGACCAGGGAGCUUGUCCUCGUAUAUAGAGUUUAUCCAUUUUAAAUUUAUUGAUAUCUUUUUAUUUUUAUAUUAAUAUUUCUGCUUGACAUUACCUAUUAUAUUAGAUUUUUAGUCAUUUUCUGUGCAAGUUAUUUGCAGAUUAUUGUUGUGUGUAAUUUUUUGUUAAUAUAUUGUAUUUUUUAUACAUUGGCUAGUUUUACCAAAGAACUUGUAAUAUAAUAAGCCAUAUAUAUAGUUUAAAGCUCGAUUUUUUGUUUAUUUUUGUCAUUUUUUAUGUUUAUAUAAAUGGUAUUGUAAAAAUGGUGAUUAUAACGAAUGUCUGUGUAAAUUCUAUUAAAAAAGUUGAAGAAUGUAUUUUACUCAACAUAAAUAAACUCAUACCAAAAAGUAUUAAA
Messenger RNA from Diabrotica virgifera virgifera (western corn rootworm), 12504 nucleotides. RefSeq names its product zinc finger protein 1 (gene zfh1). Bases 121 to 2805 code for a protein of 894 amino acids. NCBI's taxonomy places the organism in Eukaryota, Metazoa, Arthropoda, Insecta, Coleoptera, Chrysomelidae. Gene Ontology annotation, molecular function: DNA-binding transcription factor activity, RNA polymerase II-specific; RNA polymerase II cis-regulatory region sequence-specific DNA binding. The record is from RefSeq and is a predicted model, not a curated record. Gene Ontology annotation, biological process: regulation of transcription by RNA polymerase II; anatomical structure development. The transcript has 5 exons.